AGUGAUUGACCAAUCAACACCAAUCUUGACACGCCCCUUGAAUAUUCGUUUUCGGUGACUGAAUGCGAGUCGACGGAUAAACAGUUUCAAUAAAAUUUUUCACUGAUUUUGUAGUUUUGAUUGAUUGAUGAUCUGAUUGACAUUGAUAAAACUUUAAAAUUAUUUACAAUGACGGAGCAGCAAAUGGAUUGUGCAUUGGAUUUGAUGAGAAGACUACCUCCUCAACAGAUUGAAAAAAACUUAAGUGAUUUAAUAGAUCUAGUGCCAUCUCUCUGCGAAGAUCUUUUAUCUUCAGUUGAUCAACCUCUAAAAAUUGCAAAAGACAAAGAAUCUGGAAAAGAUUAUUUACUAUGCGAUUAUAAUAGAGAUGGAGAUUCUUAUAGAUCACCUUGGAGUAAUACUUAUGAUCCACCAUUAGAAGAUGGUUCAAUGCCUUCUGAGAGACUCAGAAAGUUAGAAAUAGAUGCAAAUCAUGCAUUUGAUCAGUACAGAGAACUUUACUUCGAGGGUGGAGUCUCUUCUGUCUAUUUAUGGGACUUGGAUCAUGGUUUUGCAGCAGUGAUUCUAAUUAAAAAAGCAGGGGAUGGUUCAAAGAAAAUCAAAGGCUGUUGGGAUUCCAUUCAUGUAGUAGAAGUUCAAGAGAAGUCCACUGGACGAACUGCGCACUACAAAUUAACUUCCACUGCCAUGCUUUGGUUGCAGACUAAUAAGCAUGGAUCUGGAACAAUGAAUUUAGGAGGAAGUCUUACUAGACAGGUGGAACAAGAUGCUCAAAUAAGCGAAAGUUCUCCUCAUAUUGCAAACAUUGGUCGCAUGGUCGAGGACAUGGAAAAUAAAAUUCGAAAUACUUUAAAUGAAAUAUAUUUUGGAAAAACGAAAGACAUUGUAAAUGGAUUAAGGUCUGUGCAAUCUUUAGCCGAUCAAAGACAACAGGCUGCUCUUAGACAGGAUCUAGCGGCCGCACUUCAAAGGAGAAACGCCAAUAAUUGAUCCUGCGAAGAGGAUCAACUUUUCUUCGAUCUAGAAGAAUGUCAAUAAAAAAAGAUAAGAAAAAUAUCGUAAAUGAUAAAAUUAAAAAUCGAAUUGUUGCUGUCAUUAUUGACGAGAAUUUUGAACAGUUUCCUGUGAUAUGCAGGGUGCAGCGGUAAAGAUGAAUUUUUCCUGAAGUAUUAAAGAAUGAAUAAUUGAAUAUCAAUUAUUAAUUAUGUCGAGAUUUUGAAUAUAAUAUUAAGAAACAUUACGAGUGUCUGGGUUUUAUGUAUAUAUAUAUAUAGGAUGUGCCUAAAGGUAUGUAACACCUAAAAUCACUAUUUACACUUCAAACCAAUUAAUUUAUCAUAUUUUCAUGGAAUGCAUAUUUACGUUAAAAAUGUUUUUAAAUAUAGGUACAAUAAAUAUGUUUAAGUUUUA
Molecule: messenger RNA, 1410 nt
Organism: Osmia bicornis bicornis
Lineage: Eukaryota; Metazoa; Arthropoda; Insecta; Hymenoptera; Megachilidae
Gene: cpb
Product: F-actin-capping protein subunit beta
Exons: 4
Coding region: 169-990 (273 amino acids)
Biological process (GO): negative regulation of filopodium assembly; regulation of lamellipodium assembly; barbed-end actin filament capping
Cellular component (GO): cytoplasm; F-actin capping protein complex
Molecular function (GO): actin filament binding
Source: RefSeq, a predicted model, not a curated record